This is a messenger RNA of Colossoma macropomum (tambaqui), 1911 nucleotides long. It is a transcript of the gene umps, whose product is annotated as uridine monophosphate synthetase. Gene Ontology annotation, biological process: 'de novo' UMP biosynthetic process; 'de novo' pyrimidine nucleobase biosynthetic process. The record is from RefSeq and is a predicted model, not a curated record. Gene Ontology annotation, molecular function: orotate phosphoribosyltransferase activity; orotidine-5'-phosphate decarboxylase activity. The transcript has 8 exons. The coding region runs from base 192 to 1688 and encodes 498 amino acids. NCBI's taxonomy places the organism in Eukaryota, Metazoa, Chordata, Actinopteri, Characiformes, Serrasalmidae.
UGUGUGUGUGUUGGGGUGGGGGGGUCAUAUCAGUCAAUAAAGCACCUUUGCCCUGACUGUAUUAGAAGUUGUGAAAUGUGGGAGGGUUUGUAGAUCAAAGCCCAGCAGAGCGGCUUUUAUUAUCACAGACAUUAAAGCAGGAGGGCCGAAAGACUGAAAGGAGUCCUCGUGCCCCGGAUGCAGAGCGAGCGAUGGCGGGCUCCGAGCUGCACGCUUUGAUUUUGAAGCUUCACGAUGUCCAGGCGGUUAAGUUCGGACUGUUCAAACUGAAGACCGGACUGACCUCUCCGAUCUACUUCGACCUGAGGGUCAUCAUCUCUUACCCCGAGCUGCUGAAACAGGUGUCCAGUCUGCUGUAUAAGUGUGCUGAGGAUGCUGCGGCAGAGUUCGACUGCGUGUGUGGGGUCCCGUACACAGCGCUGCCGCUGGCCACCAUCAUCUGCUCCACCAAGGACUACCCCAUGCUCAUCCGCAGGAAAGAGGCCAAGGACUACGGAACGAAGCGGCUGAUAGAGGGAAACGUGCGGCCGGGUGACGUGUGUCUAAUCGUGGAGGACGUGGUGACGAGCGGCGGCAGCGUGCUGGAGACAGCUCAGGUGCUGCAGGCUGAAGGAUUAAAGGUCACGGAUGCCGUGGUUCUGCUGGACCGGGAGCAGGGGGGCGGGGCGAGGCUCAAGGCUGAGGGCAUCACUCUCCACCCGGUCAUCAGCAUCUCCACCCUUCUGUCUGUGCUGCUCGGCGCCGGACGCAUCGACGAGGCCACCUGCCACAGUGUGGAAAAGUUCAUCCAGGAGAAUCAGACCUUCAGCGCUGGUCAGCAGGACGUCUCCCCACCCGUGAAGAAGAAGUGUGAGGAGCUGAGUUAUGGAAAGCGAGCCGCUCUCUCGGGAACUCACCCCGUGGCCUCGCGGCUGCUCCGACUGAUGGAGCAGAAGAGCAGUAACCUGUGCGUGUCGGCGGACGUGACCCGCACAGAGGAGCUGCUUGAGAUCGCCGAGACGCUCGGGCCGCUCAUAUGCGUCCUGAAGACCCACGUGGACAUCCUGCAGGACUUCAGCCCCGAGGUGGGCAGCAGGCUGAAGGAGCUGGCAGAGAGACACAACUUCCUCAUCUUCGAGGACCGCAAGUUCGCAGAUAUCGGGAACACAGUGAAGCACCAGUAUGAAGGUGGGCUGUAUCAGAUCUCCUCGUGGGCACACAUCGUUAACGCCCAUACGUUGCCCGGGCCUGGUGUGGUUGAGGGUUUGCAGGCGGUCGGUCUGCCUCUGGGCCGCGGCUGCCUCCUCAUCGGCCAGAUGAGCUCUCGGGGGUCACUCAUCACCACAGAGUACACGCAGGCUGUGGUGAAGAUGGCGAACGAUUACCCGGACUUUGUGUUUGGCUUCAUCAGCGGCUCAAAGAUCAGCUGUAAACCGGAACACAUCCACAUGACGCCGGGGGUGCAGAUGCAGAGUGGAGGUACACGGUCAUUUACGGUGAAACUAUCUACAAUUAGAUCUAACAGCCCUGCAUGCGACGAUCUCGGGCAGCAGUACUCCACUCCGGACGAGGUCAUUGGCUCCAAAGGCUCUGACAUCAUCAUCGUGGGGAGAGGGAUCAUCGGCAGUGCGGACCGGCUGAAGGCAGCGGAGGAGUACAAGCGUGCGGGCUGGGAGGCGUAUCUGAACAGGCUGUCUCCGCUCAGCUAACCACGUCCACAAAUGAUCCUGAUCCUAGUUUACAGCCUGAUCUCAGCAUUCCUUCUGCUCCCGCAGACGCAGAUCAGGAUUUUCCAGGCUAGGAGUGAUCUAACUACACCAUCUUUACACAUUGCUAUGAUUUUCCUGCUCGUGUGGAGGGAUUAAUAAUUACUCAGUGAGUUAAAUGAGCAGUUGAGUCCAUCAGCAGCACAAAAGAGAAACCAUUUCUGAG